Messenger RNA from Nannochloropsis gaditana CCMP526, 426 nucleotides. RefSeq names its product large subunit ribosomal protein L27e (gene RP-L27E). The record is from RefSeq and is a predicted model, not a curated record. Gene Ontology annotation, molecular function: structural constituent of ribosome. Bases 1 to 426 code for a protein of 141 amino acids. Gene Ontology annotation, biological process: translation. The transcript has 2 exons. Gene Ontology annotation, cellular component: cytosolic large ribosomal subunit; ribosome.
AUGGGAAUCAUCAAACCCGGCAAAGUCGUGGUGGUGUUGGCAGGCCGGUACGCGGGCAAGAAGGCCGUGGUCGUAAAGGCCUUGGACGAGGGCUCGGUGGACAAGCGUUUCCCUCACGCUAUUGUCUGCGGCAUCGAUGUGGCGCCCCGCAAGGUCACCCGCAGCAUGAAUAAGAAGACCAUCAAGCGGAAGUCGAAGGUAAAGCCUUUCGUGAAGGCGAUCAACUACACGCACAUCCUUCCCACGCGCUACGUGGUAGACAUCGACUUGAAGAAGGCAGAGGAGCCGACGGACGACAGGAAAGCGCUGAAGCGCGCGAUCCGAAAGACGCUGGAGGAGCGCUACCUAGACCAGGCAUCGAUUGCGGCCAAGUCCGAGCGCAAGUCACAGGGUACGGCUUACUUCUACAAGAAGCUGCGGUUUUAA